AUGCAUCGUUGCUGCAUCGAAUUGCUUUCCUCCGCAUUGCAGACCCCGUUGUUCCGCCUACCAUCUGUUCUGGAUGCAAAAUCCUUUACACGUCUGGUGAAUACACAAGGGAAAGUUUUAGAAAAAUACCUAGCUGAUAAAUAUCGUCAGUCUUCUCCCCAUUCUCAUUCGCAUGCGUUUGAGCAAAUAAUAAGGGAAAAGGCUGAGCUGGCUGCUGCUCCUCUAAAGUCGUUGAGACGAAAUGAGGUAGAGUAUAUUAUUAACGAGAAAUAUGAGCUUAAGAGUAAACAGCUUGUAACUUGCCUCGUCCCAUACCAAUAUGCUGUCAAUAUCAUACUUCGAAGGCUACCAAAUGAGAUAAGGGAAAAGUGUAUUGAUGAGUUGAAAUCUCAGGAGAAUGAUAUAUUGGAAGGGAAGCCUACAAAAUCGAAUCGGUGGAUUCAGUGGGAGGACAUAGAUGUUUAUAAGUCUACUGGUAUCAACUAUCUGAAGCGCGUUUCUACAAUAAUGAAGAAACGCAUACCCAUUUUCUCUAUCAUGGGUCAUAUUAACCACGGUAAAACAACUCUUCUUGAUGCUCUCCAGCAUUCCAGCGUUGCUAACGACGAGCCACAUGGAAUCACGCAGUCUAUAAGGGUGUUUACCAUUCCUUAUUUGGAAUCCGGUGACUUAUUCACUUUCAUUGACACACCAGGGCAUAAAAUAUUUGCUGAAAUGAGAUUCCACUCUCAUGUAGUUGCAGAUUACAUUGUUUUGGUAGUUUCCGUCGUUGAGGGGAUUGGAAGCCAGACACAUGAAGUAAUUAAGGUUGCACUAAAUGUUGAUAAGCCAAUAAUUGUGGUAAUCAAUAAACUGGAUCUUUUAUCCGAUGCGAUUAUGGCAGAGAGUAAGGUCCAUCGAAUUCUUGUCGAAUUACGAGAAAUCGGCAUUGAUGUGGAUUUGGUUCACACCGAGCGUGGUUUGGAGGAUUUAUGCAAGCCUUUUACCCAACAAACGGAGUCCAUCGUUGUUGAUGGAUAUCAGAGAGAAAACUAUUUUCUUCCCAUGAAGAAAAUCGAUCCUUGCUACAAAGGAAGUAUCAUCAAGCCAAAACUAAACCUCCGAAGGAAAUGUCUAGGGGUGUGUAUAUCAGCCAAGAAAAUGGUCAAUAUGCGGCUCCUUUGGUCUCUUUUGCACAAAUGCAAGGAAGAGGUAGCGCCUGUUUGUCAUAGUAAUUCCUUAGGCUACAAGGAGCACAACUGUGCUGUGCAAGCCCUCGUCGUUGAAUCUUCCAAGCACUUGUUUGACGAGGAAGGGUUCCGCCGAAAUCGUUUCAAGCAGCGUAUUCAGUGCCGUCUGGAUGCGAGAAAGGACAGGUAUUUGAAAGAAAUUCAGCGCAAAGGGCCCGCGGCUCGCCUGAAUGUGGUACGCAACUCUCUUUUUCGUCAGUUGAGUAAAUUCAAUCGAACGAGCACCAAUGUCCUCGUGCUGGCCGUCAUUGUGACUGAGGGUGUCAUGACACGAGGUAUGAAUUUUGUUGCCGAUCAAGCAGAGGGUCGCGUCGAUUACAUGAUGGACUAUUGGGGGAAUUCCAUCGAACGAGCGAUCCCGGGGAUGGCGGUUACAAUCGUCGACGUCAAUAGCAACAGCGGCCUGCCUGGGGUUGGGAUUCACGUGCUCUCCAUCACUGAUGAAGCGGGGCGGCUUCGAAUUCAUGCCUACCGGCAAAUGCUACAGUGGUUUGUGGAGUGCUUUACAUCAAAACUGCAUCUUCUAAGACCACGCGGGAUGAACGUUUCAUUCGCGCAUUUGGGUGACUAUGGCCAGCUUCAGGCUACGGAAUGCUUGGAGGCUCAGGUGGUAUACGGAAUGCUUACGAAGACCCCGGAAAAUACAGCUGGUGCUUUGCCGAAGGAAAAGACUGUGGCGGAAUAUUUGCUUGAGGUAAAUAACGCAGAUGAGGCUAAAGGUGUAAGCUGCACGAACUUGCUUGAGGCAAAACGAACAGAGCAGGUUGUGUUCAACAAAACUGGUGAAGAUAUUUUGAAUGCUCAAUGGCAGAGUCUUCAGCUGACACAAACGAUAUAUUCUCAAGAGGAGUACGAAAAGUAUUUGCACCAGUGCAUCCACAUCGGGGUCUUUGUGAAAGUUGAUAGUUGGCAUACGGGUCGUAUGCUUUAUCGUGAGAUUUCUCGUCUUGGGACCCGUAAGAUAGCCUUUGGUGUUGUGGGCAUUCGCUAUGGUGCACUCACGGUUGAUGAUGUCAUUUUCUUCGGCCACACUGCUAAAAUUAUUAUUUGCUUCCGAACCCCUUACGCGCCAUCCAGUGAGAUGGAUCACUUUAUCGAAAUUACGGAUCAAUGGGUGCUUCACACUGAUCAUUUUGCUGAUAUCUUUACCUUCCUAAAAUGGUGUGCGGUCGCAACGCAUCGAGAGAAGUUCCCAGAAGACAGUGAGACCGUUUUGAGAAAUAACAUCAAUGUCGAACAUGUGGUUGACAAUCAUACAGAGCGCAAAAACUCGCCCCAGAAGACUCAACGGAGGAAAAAGCUUCUGAUUAUACGAAAUGAUGAUUGA
Molecule: messenger RNA, 2556 nt
Organism: Phytomonas sp. EM1
Lineage: Eukaryota; Euglenozoa; Kinetoplastea; Trypanosomatida; Trypanosomatidae
Source: the annotation of a GenBank genome assembly